This is a messenger RNA of Coffea eugenioides, 2093 nucleotides long. RefSeq lists its product as uncharacterized. Gene Ontology annotation, molecular function: protein binding. Lineage: Eukaryota; Viridiplantae; Streptophyta; Magnoliopsida; Gentianales; Rubiaceae. The transcript is spliced from 6 exons. The record is from RefSeq and is a predicted model, not a curated record. The coding region runs from base 163 to 1911 and encodes 582 amino acids.
GAAUCAAAAACAGCGACGCUCCUUAAUUGCUAAGACUCUAUUCUCUGUUCCUUUGUUUUCAAUAGUACUCUAUUUUCUAUAAGAAUUUGCCUCUGUUGAGUCCUCUAGCCAUCACUUCCACGUUAAGCAAGAAGAACAGUGGAAUAGCUGCUGUCCUAUGAGAUGGAAGGCCCUUUUUUUGCCAGAUUGCCAGAAGGCUUCAUGUCUGAGAUUCUAUCACUCACUUCACCUGUGGAUGUGAUCAGAGCAUCAGUUGUCUCAAAAGGGUUCAAGCCUGCUGCUGAUUCUGAUACUAUUUGGGAGAAAUUUCUACCAUCUGAUUAUCAGGAUAUCAUUUCAAGAUCAGAUUCUGCUGUUGAUUGCUCAACCAAAAAGGCCCUCUACUUUUCUCCUCUUCUCCUUGAUGGAGGCAGAAUGAGCUUCUGGAUAAGUAAAUCAACCGGGAAAAAAUGUUAUAUGCUGCGUGCAAGGGAGCUCUGUAUUGCCUGGAAGGAUACUCCAAGGUACUGGAGUUGGACAUCCCUACCUGAAUCAAGGUUUCCUGAGGUGGCUGAGCUGGUGGAUGUUUGUUGGCUUGAUAUACGUGGAAAUAUGCCAACUCGAUUGCUGUCCCUGAAGACUAAUUAUGCUGCUUACCUUGUGUUCAAAACUACAGAAAACUCCUAUGGACUUGAAGCCGUAGCCAAGGCCUCGGUUAGCUUUGCUGCUACUACUACUGGCACCAGUAGUAGCAGUGCAGAAACUAGUGAUGUCUUUGAGCCCCCAGAAGGCGACUCUGUCUACUUAAAAACACCUGCAUGCGCACACGAUGUAAGAUAUGGACGGCGGUGGCGACAUAUGCUGCCACGGCGCAUUAGGAGGCCUCGGACUGAUGAUGUGAUUGAUGGCCGCGUUCCACGUCAGAGAAACGAUGGAUGGCAGGAGCUUUUGUUGGGAGAAUUUCUCAAUGAUGAAGGCGAUGGGGACAUCGACAUAAAAGUUUCAGAAACUAAGAUUCUCAACUGGAAAAGAGGCCUCAUUCUUGAGGGAAUUGGUUCAAAGCCACGGUCGCGGUCGCGAUCGCGGCUUGGAACGUUCCACAUCGGUCUCGGCAUAUCGCUGCUGUCCUAUGAGAUGGAAGGCCCUUUUUUUGCCAGAUUGCCAGAAGGCUUCAUGUCUGAGAUUCUAUCACUCACUUCACCUGUGGAUGUGAUCAGAGCAUCAGUUGUCUCAAAAGGGUUCAAGCCUGCUGCUGAUUCUGAUACUAUUUGGGAGAAAUUUCUACCAUCUGAUUAUCAGGAUAUCAUUUCAAGAUCAGAUUCUGCUGUUGAUUGCUCAACCAAAAAGGCCCUCUACUUUUCUCCUCUUCUCCUUGAUGGAGGCAGAAUGAGCUUUUCAGUUGAUAAAAGGAGUGGAAAGAAAUGUUAUAUGGUUGGGGCAAGAGAACUCAUCAUUGCCUGGGCAAGAGAUCCAUGGCGCUGGCAUUGGAUAUCUCGUCCUGACUCAAGAUUCAGAGAGGUUGCCAAGCUUAAGGCUGUUUGUUGGCUGGAUAUCAGAGGCAGGAUAGAAAGUCAGAUGUUGUCUACUGGUACUACUUAUGCAGCUUUCCUAGUGUUCAAGAUAGCAGAGGAGCAUUAUGGGAUUGAACAAGCAACAAGUUUAAUCAGAUUUGUAAACCAUGAGAGUGACGGUGAGGCUGAAAAUAGAGCUGCACCUGUCCAUCUUGUAUCAAGGGAAGGUAUGAAUCAUCCAGCAGAAUUUGAUGGAAAGUUUCCCAAAAUGAGAACAGAUGGCUGGAUGGAAUUAGAACUGGGGAAGUUUUAUAACGAUACAGGAGAUGAUGGUCAGGUGGAGGCUCGACUGAUAGAGAUUAUUAGCCUUCAUGGGAAGUCAGGUCUUACUAUCGAAGGCAUUGAAUUUCGCCCUGAGUGACACAAGAAGACUAUUUUUCUGUUUUGUAGAUGUAUUACGUUUUUUCACAUAAUGUAUCCAAUCCUACGUGACAUUAAGAUACAUUUUUGCAAAGAACCAUUUAUUUACUUCUUUUUGUGGAUCAAUUACUGGAUUUUUUGAAAGUUUAAGGAAAAACAGAUAUUUCAGACCAAUCUUUUUCA